This is a messenger RNA of Arabidopsis thaliana (thale cress), 2255 nucleotides long. RefSeq names its product Concanavalin A-like lectin protein kinase family protein. Gene Ontology annotation, molecular function: protein serine kinase activity; protein kinase activity; protein serine/threonine kinase activity. Gene Ontology annotation, cellular component: plasma membrane. The record is from RefSeq and is marked reviewed. NCBI's taxonomy places the organism in Eukaryota, Viridiplantae, Streptophyta, Magnoliopsida, Brassicales, Brassicaceae. The transcript has a single exon. The coding region runs from base 95 to 2089 and encodes 664 amino acids.
CCAGAAUCUCCGAGUAAAACUUUAAUCUCGACGACGAAGCCAUUUUUAAUAUAUUCCAAACCCAUAAAGAAAACCAUAUAAGAUAAUUUAUUGUAUGUGCAGAACCAAAAAACACAAAAGAAAAAAAAGAAUGAGAUUUUCUCUUGCGUGGAAGCUCCUGUUCUUGAUACUAACUUGUAAGAUCGAGACACAAGUGAAGUGCUUAAAGUUCGAUUUCCCUGGGUUUAAUGUGAGCAAUGAACUGGAAUUGAUCCGAGAUAACUCAUACAUUGUCUUUGGAGCAAUCCAAGUGACUCCUGAUGUUACUGGUGGACCUGGUGGCACUAUCGCAAACCAAGCAGGCAGAGCACUCUACAAAAAGCCUUUCAGGCUAUGGAGCAAACACAAGAGUGCUACUUUCAACACCACUUUCGUUAUUAACAUCUCUAACAAAACCGAUCCCGGAGGCGAAGGCUUAGCUUUCGUUCUCACACCCGAGGAGACUGCUCCUCAGAACAGCUCAGGUAUGUGGCUCGGUAUGGUCAACGAAAGAACAAAUAGGAAUAAUGAGUCGAGGAUCGUUUCGGUUGAGUUCGACACAAGGAAGAGUCAUUCGGAUGAUCUUGAUGGAAACCAUGUGGCUCUAAAUGUGAACAACAUCAAUUCGGUUGUUCAAGAAUCCUUGAGCGGUCGAGGGAUCAAGAUCGAUUCCGGACUUGACUUAACCGCACAUGUGCGGUAUGAUGGUAAGAAUCUAUCGGUUUAUGUCUCAAGAAACUUGGAUGUGUUUGAACAGAGGAACUUAGUGUUUUCUAGGGCUAUAGAUCUCUCAGCCUAUCUUCCGGAGACAGUUUAUGUUGGAUUUACAGCUUCAACAAGCAAUUUCACGGAGCUGAAUUGUGUGAGAUCAUGGAGUUUUGAAGGUUUAAAGAUCGAUGGCGAUGGAAACAUGUUAUGGCUCUGGAUCACUAUCCCUAUAGUGUUUAUUGUUGGUAUAGGAGCUUUCUUAGGAGCAUUGUACUUGAGAUCUAGGUCAAAGGCAGGGGAAACAAAUCCGGAUAUAGAAGCUGAGCUAGAUAAUUGCGCUGCAAAUCCGCAGAAGUUCAAGCUGAGAGAGCUAAAGAGAGCAACAGGAAACUUCGGCGCGGAGAAUAAACUAGGGCAAGGCGGGUUUGGGAUGGUGUUUAAAGGGAAAUGGCAGGGUAGAGACAUAGCUGUGAAACGAGUUUCCGAGAAAUCGCAUCAAGGGAAGCAAGAGUUUAUAGCCGAGAUCACAACUAUUGGUAAUCUGAAUCAUAGGAACCUGGUGAAGUUAUUGGGAUGGUGCUACGAGAGGAAGGAGUAUCUUCUGGUUUAUGAGUAUAUGCCUAACGGAAGCUUGGACAAAUAUCUUUUCUUGGAAGACAAGUCAAGAUCAAACCUAACAUGGGAGACAAGGAAGAACAUUAUAACAGGGCUAUCUCAAGCUUUGGAGUAUCUUCACAAUGGAUGUGAGAAGAGGAUACUUCACAGAGACAUAAAAGCAAGCAACGUAAUGCUGGACUCCGACUUCAACGCAAAGCUCGGCGACUUCGGGCUUGCGAGGAUGAUUCAGCAAAGCGAAAUGACACAUCAUUCGACCAAGGAGAUCGCUGGAACACCGGGAUACAUGGCUCCUGAGACUUUUCUCAACGGGAGAGCCACAGUUGAAACAGAUGUGUAUGCGUUCGGAGUUCUAAUGCUUGAAGUAGUCUCGGGGAAGAAACCAAGCUAUGUCUUGGUCAAAGACAACCAGAACAAUUACAACAAUAGCAUUGUGAAUUGGCUAUGGGAGCUAUACAGAAAUGGAACCAUCACGGAUGCUGCCGAUCCGGGAAUGGGAAAUUUGUUCGAUAAAGAAGAAAUGAAAAGCGUUUUGCUCUUAGGACUAGCUUGCUGCCACCCGAAUCCGAACCAAAGACCGUCCAUGAAAACAGUGUUGAAGGUCUUGACGGGUGAGACUAGCCCACCGGAUGUUCCUACAGAGAGACCAGCUUUCGUGUGGCCAGCGAUGCCUCCAUCUUUCAGUGACAUUGACUACUCUCUUACAGGGAGUCAGAUCAAUUCACUUACGGAGCUUACUGGCAGAUGACAUUAAUCUUUAUUUGUGUGUUCUUCAAAAAGUAUUUGAGAAUUGAGUUUGUUUCGUUAUAUACUACUUAUAACUAUCUUUCUGUUUUUUGUAUCUUCCUCUGUUCCUAAUGAAAUCCAGAGAUAGGUAAGAUUCUGCUUUUGGAUUUUUGGAUGUCUGUUAAUGU